GACGGAAAUCGUCAAACUCCGGGUUGUUUUGGUGCCAUUAACGAACUACAGCUUUAGAAAUUCUUUUAAGUUGUAGUCUACUAAAUUUUUCUUUAUUGGGAUUGUUUUGGGGUGUUCCAAAAUCAUCCACAGUAAUUUUGACUUAUAUUUGGCCUUAUAGCUAAGGCGGAGGAUAAGUUCUGUUGCCAUUAGCGCUAACGUUAACAGAACUGUAGGACACAGAGUCUUUUAAAAAUGUUGUCAGCAUCACAGCUUUUGUGGUUUCUCGCCUUUCCGAUACUAUAUUCAUUAGCUGAAGGAAUCAAAGUGUUUGCACCAGAAGGAAGUGACGCCAUCCUGCCUUGCUCGUUCAGCACCAAGGAGAACAUUGUACAAAAGCUGUUUGACUGGAGGAAAGUUGAUCCAAAUAAACAGGAGGUGUUCAUGUAUGACGGAGGCCUUCAUUACAGUAACGGCCUUCCAGGUCAAGACGAGCACUUCAGAGGACGGGUCUCAUAUUUUUCACAAGAGCUGCAGUUUGGUAACGCCUCCAUCAUCAUCAGAAACACCACGGUGGCUGACAGUGGAAACUACACCUGUGGUUUUCCACAUCUGCAGCCAGAACAAACAUUCAACAUUAAACUUGUUGUUGAGCAUGUGAUCACAGACCGAUUUGGAGAUACCCCAGGUGCAGUUCUGAAGCCACUUGUUGGGAUCCUGAACAUCAGCGAGGACAAGGCGUGGCUGAAGUGUGAGGUCAGAGGUGCUUCUCCAAAGCCUAAAGUAGAGUGGAGGGACAGCGAUGGAAACAUCCUUCCUGCUGAGGAGCCACAGGUGUCAUACAAAGGAGACCACUACUACAUCACCCUCCUCACCACGGUGACCAGGACAAACACUAACAUCUUCCACUGUGUAGCCACGCAGGAGGAGAUCGGCCAUAAGACUAAGGAUAAGCUCUAUGUCCCUUACUGUGCUGAGGCUCCAAAGCCACACAUAACCAUACUUGGUGCUACUGAAUCCGGGGUGCAGCUGAAGUGUGAUGUUGGAGGUGUUCAUCCCAAGCCGAAGCUACAGUGGAAGGACAGCGAUGGAAAUGUUCUUUCUGCAGAGGACCCAGUGAUCUCAGAAAGAGGAGGCCGCUACAACGUCACCCUCUGCACUACUGUGACCCCGACCAAAACCAACUGCUUCCACUGUGUAGUUAAACAGGAGGGCUCGUACCAAGUGAUUGAUCAAGAGAUCAAUUUGUCAGCAAUUUCAGAAAACCUGUUCAAAAGCAAAUCUGGACAAGUUAUCACUGGAUGGCUGGGUGGAUGUUUCAUUGGAAUCCUAAGUUUUGCUUUCGUUCUGGCUGUGCUUGUGACUACAAAGACCAUCUCAAUACACUUUAAUAGAGGCUGCCUUAGGAAUGCAAACAGUUCCUCAGAGGAGACAACAGCACCAGGUUCUGAGACAGGCCCAGAAGAAUUACGAGUUCUAAGGAACGGUUCAGUGGUUUGAUCCCCAGCUACUUCACACUGUUCAUGGGCAAACUACUGAAACACAGAUUCUCCGUGUGUAUGUGCCAGUUAGUUAGAAAGCACUGUGUACAAAGAUGAAG
Maylandia zebra (zebra mbuna) is the source of this 1579-nucleotide messenger RNA. Lineage: Eukaryota; Metazoa; Chordata; Actinopteri; Cichliformes; Cichlidae. The record is from RefSeq and is a predicted model, not a curated record.